AAACUGAACAAGAAGCAAGCAAAGAUCAAUGUUGAGUCUGGGGACCGAUUGCGCAGCCAACAAGACAAUCACAGAUUUGUCCUCGAUUGCUCGAAAUGAUGGCCCUCACAUGCUUGACGCCAAUUCGCGAAUCGCUAGUACCCGCUGCUAUCACGCCCCGGCUGCUAUUUGUCAGCACUGUUCGGGAAUUGGGAAGCAGUUUAAGAAAGCCUGAGUGGGCGCAUCGGGGCUCCAUUUGGAAUAUGGCAGAGUACCAUCCAUCUCAGGAGCUGCAAGGGCGGUCCGGUGGCUUUCGACUCCCAGUAAUGGGGCGUCCUCAACGUCAGGUUCCUCGAUGCAGCUCCAUGGACAAAGGUAGCCAACCCACGCAGUCUUCUUCAACAUCCGUAUGGCCGCUGGCGUCUUGUGGCCCCCUCCGUAGUUCGCUUUGCGAGAUAUCUCGUAAAAGGACUUCCAGUGGAUCAGCCGGAACGGGGCUUCCGUCGAGCCACUUUCGAUUGCAGCCAACAGCAUCAACGAGCUUUCUUCGAAGCGGCGAUGUUCAUCGAUAUGAAAUGCGCAGCUUUCGCCCAGUCCUUUAGUCGUGCAGUGAUGAUACGACCUUUCAGGUUACCCAAGAGCGAUGCCUUCCUGGAUUGUGUUGGAUUCGAGGGUCUGAAAGCUCACGAGAUCACCAACUCUGGGAGGACGAUGGUUAUCUGUGAAUUUGGCGGGUACAACUAAAAGAAUUUAAGUAGGUACGCAAGCCUAAGCGCUUGAAUACUUACGCCAGAAUAGGAAUUGAAAAGCCAUUCUCGAAGUAGUUGUAUGCGAUCUUGUCAUAUGG
Messenger RNA from Hyaloscypha bicolor E, 826 nucleotides. RefSeq lists its product as uncharacterized. The record is from RefSeq and is a predicted model, not a curated record. The transcript has 2 exons. Lineage: Eukaryota; Fungi; Ascomycota; Leotiomycetes; Helotiales; Hyaloscyphaceae. Bases 96 to 581 code for a protein of 161 amino acids.